Molecule: messenger RNA, 1257 nt
Organism: Zophobas morio
Lineage: Eukaryota; Metazoa; Arthropoda; Insecta; Coleoptera; Tenebrionidae
Exons: 2
Coding region: 31-1164 (377 amino acids)
Source: RefSeq, a predicted model, not a curated record
CCGUACAGUGCGUUCCGUCAAUUCAACAAAAUGUUGGUGUUAAUUAUCUACCUCUGCUUUACAACCACGGUCUUUGGAGAAGAUUGCGUCUUCGACAUCAAAUCACCCAACACCCCCAUAGUCCUCGACAGCGACUUAAACUUCGUAACUUCUUACACCCAAGACACCAUCCACUUCACAGCAGGUGAACACUUUUACUUGAAGUGCCCUUCCGGCACCACCAGCACGAUCAUCUCCGAAACCAUCGACCUCGUAGUGUGCAUUGGAGGGGUCCGGUUCUACCACACUGGACUCGGAAAAGAACUAUUCUUCGACAAACUCGGCUGCAAAGACGUCCAACCAGCGCACGCCCUAAGACAACUGGACCAACCCUGCGCUAACAACUUCACAACCAUCCAACUCGGAAUCGAAGUCAACUAUACCUUCAUCCCCGAAUUCCUCGUCUGCUUCGACACGGUCCACCUGGUUCCAUUCUAUGCCGAGUUUAGCAAAACCUCGUACGACUGUCACGUGGAGAAUUCUUGCGACGACAAGUACAACUACUUCGUGGACGCUGGCGAUGUCUACGGUGUCGACCUCGACUUGCUGUACCAAGAAGCGGGAGACAUUUUGCAAGAUCUUGCCCCCUUCAACAUAAGCUACACUCAGCUGGUUCCUAAGCGGUACUUCCUGAACCCUGCACAGUGGUACCCGACUUUCGACUACGUCAACUUUGUGUUCAGCUGGGUUCCUUAUUCGUGGUUUUCGCCCUAUUCUUUUUGCACGAAUUAUUUAGAGGUGGGUUCGGUUAUCUACAACGGGGUUCUGGGGGUGUCUGCUAAUAAAAACGACGACGGGGAAUAUGUUAACCUCUAUCUUUUUAAUGGUACUGUUCCCAUUCCGAAGUGGUACUGGUGUGUGUUUUAUGACGUUGCGCCUGAAGUGGAUGGGCGAUUUUACAUCGAUUUUGGGACGCCGUAUUCGUCCAUUCCUGUAGCGGAAUUGAAGGAUUGGUGGAACACGGAGCUGUGUAUCGCAGAUACUUUUGACUAUAUAGAGGAAGGUACCUUCUUUUAUGGCAACUGUACCUUCGAGGAAGUUAUUAAUCCACAGUUGCAAAAUUUUAUUGAUUUCAAGUGGCCGGGGGCGAGGACAGUUCCCACAACCACAACCACACCAUCAUGAAAUACUGCUUUGUCAAUUUAAAUACCAUGGUGUUACUAAGUUCACUGUUUUUUUUGUAUACGUAUAUAUGGCAAUAAAAUAUGGUUUUUAUUA